Ilex paraguariensis (yerba mate) is the source of this 5819-nucleotide messenger RNA. NCBI's taxonomy places the organism in Eukaryota, Viridiplantae, Streptophyta, Magnoliopsida, Aquifoliales, Aquifoliaceae. The record is from the annotation of a GenBank genome assembly.
GGAAGCUUGAAUAAAAGACGGAUACGAUAGCGCACGUUAACCAACGCCACUCCACCGGCUCAUUUUAGCAAGUACCCCCCCAAUGCAUUCAACUGUGUCUACGCUUCUUCUCUUCUUUCUCUCUCCACACCCUUCUCUUAUCUUUCUCUUUCCUAUAGGGUUAAGGUCACUACGCCGUCGUCGUCUUCUUACCCACCGCUAUUUUAUCCCUCUACCCACAAAUUAUCAUUAUCUAUUUCCUAUCUCCUCCAAUGCUCCUCACAGACUUGGGGUUUCUAGGGCUCUUUUCUUUACACUACCUUCAAAGCGUACUCUAUGGACGCCAAAAGACACUUCUCUUAUUCAAAUCUCUUCAAUCUUGAGUCUUUGAUGAACUUUCAACUACCCCAACAAGAUGAUGAUUUUGAUUAUUAUGGGAAUAGUAGUCAGGAUGAGAGCAGAGGUAGCCAAGCGGACCGCACUAACAGCAUGAUGUCGACGAGGGAAUUGAAGAAGAAGAGGCGGAACAGAUAUAGUAGUGACGAGGACGAGGGCGGAAGUUACAGUACUUAUAUUUCAGAGGAGAGGUAUCGAGCAAUGCUUGGAGAACAUAUUCAGAAGUACAAGAGGAGGAUCAAUAAUUCCUCGCCAAGUCCUGCCUCAAGUCGAAUUGGGAUGCUGGCUGCAAAGGGUAGUUUAGGAUCCAAGGACCGGAUAUUGGGGAAUGAGCAUCGAGGAGGAUCACACAAAAUAGAAUCUACUUCAGAUUUUCUGACAGACAUUGGUCCUCAAAAGCUUGGAAAUUAUCAUGAAUUAGAUAAACCAGAUUAUGGUGCUGAUAGAUCAGUUUAUGAACUCGCUUAUUUGGAUAUUGGGGAUGGCAUCACUUAUAGGAUUCCUCCAACUUAUGAAAAGUUGGCGGCAUCAUUGAACCUGCCAAGCAUGUCGGAAAUCCGAGUUGAGGAAAUUUACCUAAAGGGCACCCUCGAUUUGGGGUCAUUGGCUACAAUGAUGUCUGCUGAUAAGAGGUCUGGGGGUAGAAGCCGAGCAGGGAUGGGUGAACCUUUGCUCCAGUAUGAAUCUCUUCAGGCAAAAUUGAAAGCCCAGUCAGCCAGUAAUUCUCCCCGGAAGUUCAGCUUGAAAGUCAGUGAUAUUGGAUUAGACACGUCCUCUAUCCCAGAGGGGGCGGCUGGAGGGAUACGACGGUCCAUCUUGUCAGAGAGUGGUGUACUGCAAGUUUACUAUGUGAAGGUGCUGGAGAAAGGAGACACAUAUGAGAUUAUUGAACGUAGUCUACCCAAAAAGCAGAAGGUGAAGAAAGACCCAUCAGUGAUCCAGAAGGAGGAAAUGGAGAAAAUUGGUAAAUAUUGGGUAAAUAUUGUGAGAAAAGAUAUACCGAAGCAUCAUAGGAUUUUCACUAGCUUCCACAGAAAGCAACUAGGUGAUGCCAAGAGGGUUUCAGAAACCUGUCAAAGAGAGGUGAGAAUGAAGGUGAGCAGAUCACUUAAAUUGAUGAGGGGGGCUGCAAUCCGCACAAGGAAGCUGGCCAGAGAUAUGCUAGUCUUUUGGAAGAGAGUUGAUAAGGAGAUGGCGGAAGUGAGGAAAAGAGAGGAAAAGGAAGCUGCAGAGGCUUUGAAGCGCGAGCAGGAGCUUCGCGAAGCAAAGAGGCAACAGCAGAGGCUCAAUUUCUUGCUGUCACAAACAGAACUCUACAGUCACUUCAUGCAGAACAAGUCAAUAUCACAGACCUCUGAGGCUUUAGCUGUGGGUGAUGAUAAAUUACAUGAUGAGGACGUGUUAUUUAGUACUUCAGAAUUUAGGGCUGAAGAGGAAGAAGAUUUUGAGGAGACUGAAUUAAGAAAGGAGGCUCUGAAAGCUGCUCAGGAUGCAGUUUCCAAGCAGAAAAGGAUGACAAGUGUAUUUGAUACUGAAUGUUUGAAGCUACGGCAAGCUACUGAAACUGAGGCUCCUCAGCAAGAUGCCGCCAUUGCUGGAUCUAGUAAUAUAGAUUUAUUGCAUCCCUCAACCAUGCCUGUAGCAUCAUCAGUGCAGUCACCAGAUUUAUUUAAAGGUUCCCUAAAAGGAUAUCAGCUAAAAGGCCUACAGUGGCUGGUAAAUUGUUAUGAGCAGGGUUUAAACGGAAUUCUUGCUGAUGAGAUGGGCCUGGGAAAGACUAUACAAGCCAUGGCAUUUUUGGCCCAUUUGGCUGAAGAAAAAAACAUAUGGGGACCUUUUCUGGUUGUUGCACCUGCUUCUGUCUUGAACAACUGGGCUGAUGAAAUUAGUCGCUUCUGCCCUGACAUGAAAACUCUUCCAUACUGGGGUGGGCUUCAAGAACGUAUGGUACUUCGGAAGAAUAUCAACCCAAAGCGUCUUUACCGCAGGGAGGCUGGGUUUCACAUUCUCAUUACCAGCUACCAACUGCUUGUGUCUGAUGAGAAGUAUUUCCGGCGUGUGAAAUGGCAAUAUAUGGUAUUAGAUGAAGCACAGGCAAUCAAAAGUUCGAACAGUAUAAGAUGGAGGACACUGCUCAGUUUUAAUUGUCGAAACCGCUUGCUUCUGACUGGUACGCCGAUUCAGAAUAACAUGGCUGAGUUGUGGGCCCUCUUACAUUUCAUUAUGCCAACCUUGUUUGACAGCCAUGAACAAUUUAACGAGUGGUUUUCAAAAGGAAUAGAGAACCAUGCAGAACACGGUGGGACUUUAAAUGAGCAUCAGCUUAACAGAUUGCAUGCAAUUCUGAAGCCAUUCAUGUUGCGGCGGGUUAAAAAAGAUGUGGUUUCUGAGUUGACUGGGAAAACUGAGAUCACAGUGCAGUGCAAGUUGAGUUCUAGGCAGCAAGCUUUUUAUCAAGCAAUAAAGAACAAGAUAUCUCUUGCUGAGUUGUUUGACAGCAACCGUGGGCAUCUGAACGAGAAGAAAAUUCUGAACUUGAUGAAUAUUGUCAUCCAGCUAAGAAAGGUUUGCAACCAUCCAGAGCUAUUUGAGAGAAAUGAAGGAAGUACAUACCUAUAUUUUGGAGAGAUUCCAAAUUCUCUUCCUCCACCUGCUUUUGGUGAGUUGGAGGAUGUAUACUACUCUGGUGGCCGGAAUCCCAUUACAUACCAGAUACCCAAACUGGUCUACCAAGACGGUCUCCGAUGUUCUGAUAUGCUUUGCUCAGGAGUUGGGCAUGGUGUUAGCCGAGAAUUCUUUGAGAGACAUUUUAAUAUAUUCUCCCCAGAAAAUGUUUAUGGAUCCAUUCUGCCAGAAGAGAGUACUUGUGAUGGGUCUUUUGCAAAGAGUGGAACAUUUGGAUUUACUCGUCUGAUUGAUUUGUCACCAUCAGAGGUCACUUUAUCAGCAGCCGGAUCUUUUAUGGAGAGAGUAUUGUUUUCUAUUCUGAGAUUGGAUUGGCAAUAUCUGGAUGGAACCUCGGAGUGGCUUAUGGAAACUGAGGAUGAUGAUCUCAGUUGCAGUCACCUUGGAAGGGAAAAAGUAAAAGCAGUCACCAGAAUGUUACUGCUACCUUCAAAGUCUGAGAGAAAUCUACUUAGAAGAGUUGCAACAGGUCCUGAGAAUGCUCUGUUUAAGGCUUUAGUCAUGUCACAUGAGGAUAGGCUUCUUUCUGACAUCAGGCUUCUUCAUUCAGUAUACUCUUUCAUACCAAGAGCCAGAGCGCCCCCUAUUAAUGCCCACUGCUCAGAUAGAGAUUUUGCUUACAAAAUGGUUGAAGAGUUACAUCACCCCUGGGUUAAGAGGUUGUUACUUGGGUUUGCACGCACAUCUAGCUUUAAUGGCCCUAGGAAGCCAGGUGGUCCUCAUCAUUUGAUACAAGAGAUUGAUUCUGAACUGCCUGUUAUGCGACCCGCUCUUCAGCUCACAUACAAGAUCUUUGGGUCAUGUCCACCCAUGCAACCUUUUGACCCUGCAAAAAUGCUUGCGGACUCUGGGAAGCUUCAAACGCUGGAUAUACUAUUGAAACGCUUGCGGGCAGGAAAUCAUCGUGUUCUUCUGUUUGCGCAAAUGACAAAAAUGUUAAAUAUUCUUGAGGAUUAUAUGAAUUAUCGGAAAUAUAGAUACCUAAGGCUUGAUGGAUCCUCCACAAUAAUGGACCGUCGAGACAUGGUUAGGGACUUUCAGCAUCGGACCGAUAUCUUUGUGUUCUUGCUGAGUACAAGAGCUGGUGGGUUGGGCAUUAACUUAACAGCAGCUGACACUGUCAUAUUUUACGAAAGUGAUUGGAAUCCAACCUUGGAUUUACAGGCAAUGGAUAGAGCACAUCGGCUGGGGCAGACUAAAGAUGUUACUGUGUAUCGGUUAAUUUGCAAAGAGACUGUUGAAGAGAAGAUUUUGCUGAGAGCUAGUCAGAAAAGCACUGUGCAGCAGCUUGUGAUGACAGGUGGUCAUGUACAGGGUGACCUUUUGGCUCCUGAGGAUGUUGUUUCUUUACUAAUUGAUGAUGCACAAUUGGAGCAGAAACUGAAAGAAAUACCUCUACAGGCUAAGGAUAGACAAAAGAAAAAAGGUGCAACUAAAGGUAUACGAAUAGAUGCUGAAGGGGAUGCAUCUCUGGAAGAUCUUACAAACUCAGGAUCUCAGCCCAAUGAACUUGAGCCUUCUCCUGAUAUUGAGAAAGCAAAAUCCAGUAGUAAAAAGCGGAAAGCUUCCACUGACAAGCAAAGUACUCCAAAACCAAGGCCUCCAAAAGGUUUAGGAAAUGCUGAUUCUUCAUCACCCUACACAAUUCCAUUGGACUCCGAGUUGGAUGAUCCCCCAGAAAACACCGAUACACAACAGCAGAGACCCAAGAGGCUGAAAAGGCCUACAAAAAGUGUAAAUGAGAAUAUUGAACCAGCAUUUACUGCCUCCCCAGCCAUGGCUCAAGAGCAUAAUCAAGAUCGAGCCACACCAGAUAUCAUUUCUGGCGGUCUCUUAACUGGAGCUGAGGAAGAUAUUUGAAGGCAUAGUAACCUGUCAAUUGGGUCAUACUAGGAAAUGUGAAAUUUCUAGGCUGAUUAGAUUCAGCUUGAGCCUUUCUUCAAUGGACAGCAGAAACUCACAUCGUUGGACACAACAGCAGAACCUAUGUGGUCUUUUUUGGGCUGGGAUGCUGUAGCAGACCGAGGUAGAGCGAGCAAGGCUGUAUGAUAGUGUUGUACAGAUUAUUUUUUAGUACUUCAUUGCCAGGUUUAAUUUGGUCACUACACUGGGCAGAUUUUAGCAUGUAUAGUAGGGAUUAUAGAUGAAAGAUCUUGUAAGCAGCCUCAAGCUGCAUUGAAAGUUCUUGGGUAGAGGGCUUGUGCCGAGUUCUGAAGCGUGUAACUCUCUGGACAGAAGUUAAAAGAACAUGGGUCAUGCAAUGGCAAGUGAAGGCAAGAACCAAGUGUGCUGAGCAGUGCUAGCAAUUGUCUUUUAUAUUUUCUCGGUUGGGCGUAUGUUUUCAUACUCAACUUGGCUAUUGCAGCAUCUGCAAACAUGCAUUGUGUACUGCCUAGAGAUCUCAACGAGCAUGAAUUUAGAGACCAAUGUAAGCUCCUAUAUUCUCUUCCCUUCCAAUGAAUAAAACCAAGUUGUAAGGGUUCAGACUGCAUCUGGUUUUCAAGCUGUCAAUGGUGUGAAAUCCAGAAAGUUGGAUCCCAAAUUGCAGCUACUACCAAGUUAAUAUAAUGGAAUUCUUCCCAAAGGAACAUCCCAAAUUGCAGCGCUUUCCAAGUUACAAAUACCAAGGGGUCUUAGGUGUAAUGUCUGAAUUGUUGGGGAUGGCUAUAUAAUUUUAUCAAUUGUCAAGGGACCCGUAUGAAAUUUACACUAAUUUCUAUUUAGUGGUAACUAUAUACUCAGUUUUUACUUCAAUUUUA